AUGAUGCCUUUUAUUCCUUUGAUCCUGGUGUGCAUUUUGUUUCCUGCCAUUCAGGCCACACAACUCACAAAAUGUGAGGUGUACCAGGCCAUGAGAGACAUGGAUGGACAUGAAGGCAUCUCUUCGCUUGAAUGGACCUGCAUUAUAUUCCACAGCAGUGGUUGUGACACACAAGCUACAGUAAAGAACAAUGGCAGCACAGAGUACGGGCUCUUCCAGAUCAGUAACAAACACUGGUGUGAGAGUAGUGAGAUCCCCGAGUCAGAGAACAUCUGUGGCAUUUCCUGCGACAAGUUCCUGGAUGAUGACCUUACCGAUGACAAAAUGUGUGCCAAGAAGAUCCUGGCUAUCAAAGGGAUCGACUACUGGUUGACACACAAACCUCUGUGCUCUGAGAAGCUAGAACAGUGGCGCUGCAAGAAACUGUGA
Molecule: messenger RNA, 429 nt
Organism: Cricetulus griseus (Chinese hamster)
Lineage: Eukaryota; Metazoa; Chordata; Mammalia; Rodentia; Cricetidae
Source: RefSeq, a predicted model, not a curated record